AUGUCAUCCGUCGCCAUAAAUUCCUUGGGUAUUUUUCUGCUUUUGUUGCCUGGUAUUCUUGGUCAGUGCGUAGACUGUAAUGCUCACUGGAAGUUCCAUUGCCAGACCAACUAUACGGGUUACUACUGCGCUCCAGGCGCUUACAUCAGUAAAAAGUUGAUUUUAAAGGACGAAUGCCUGAAGAAUAUCAGGGCUUAUGAUAGCCCCUUCUCUCCAUGCACGCCCUUCCCUAUCCAAAUAACUUACAUCGAGACGUUUUGCUGUCUUUAUUCACCCUCGCUGGGCUGCCAGUUGGCCCUCAAUCCAGGUGUCUUGAACAAGGAGAAGCUACCUGUCAGCAGAUGCGAGGACUGCAUUGAACACUGCCAAUGCUUGAACAAGGGUGCACCUCCCUUUCAGCCCUCUAUAAAGUUACCUCUCUUGGGGAUUUUCGCCCUGCUACCUCAGUUGAUCUAG
This is a messenger RNA of Drosophila takahashii, 456 nucleotides long. RefSeq lists its product as uncharacterized. The record is from RefSeq and is a predicted model, not a curated record. Lineage: Eukaryota; Metazoa; Arthropoda; Insecta; Diptera; Drosophilidae.